AUGGCUCACGUCUGUACUUCAACAGUUGUGUGCACACGUUAUGGCUGCCUCCCCACCUGCCGCUCAGUAGCCUGGAAGACCAUCUCUGCCUUGACUGGCGAUUGGUGCCGGAAAACAUCCCCUUCCCCUUUUGCACGCUUUUCGGCCCCUGCUCCUGGUUUCAAUGGCCCGACAACCUUGCCUAUCAACGAGCUCGCUAUCGCCCUCAGUACUUCUGGCAUCGCUUCGAUCUGCGACCUCCCUGGUUUUCGCCGCCACAACAACACAUGCCUCUAUAGAACGCUAAGACCAUCCCCAGCUUGUCUCCGGCUACCAAAACACUACUUCGACACACCUUCAACACACCUUCGACACCUCAGGCAUCACCUCAGACACACCUUCAGCUCUUUCUGCUUGUCUUCCAUCGCUCACUCACGUGCUUUUUUGUUCUUUGAGAAAGGCUCCACGGCUCAAAAUCUUUGUUAUGAAGUGUGUUUUUUUUCCAAUACCGAAAUACCGCCUGCAGAGAAAAUGGUCUACUAUUGGGAAAAGUGUGGCAUCUAG
This is a messenger RNA of Lachancea nothofagi CBS 11611, 543 nucleotides long. NCBI's taxonomy places the organism in Eukaryota, Fungi, Ascomycota, Saccharomycetes, Saccharomycetales, Saccharomycetaceae. The record is from the annotation of a GenBank genome assembly.